AUGGCUGCCAGACCUGCGGCGCCGGUCCAUAUUGUCCCCGGCAAAGGCUCUGGGUGCUUCCCUGCACAAUGUCCUAACUCGGGUCAAGUCACACCCUCAAGUAUAUCCCUCGAUCGAUCUAUCAUAUUCCCCACCGACCCUCUGCGUAAACCAGUCGUGUUGCAGCUGCCUUCGAACGGCCUGCGACUGAGAUUCGAUGGGCCCGACCAGCGACUCCGUCUGAUCGAAGUCUUGGAUUUUUCGCGAACGAACUUGGUAUACAAGAAUCAAGAUGUUCUGAAGGGCGCAAAAUCCGCGGAUCAACCCGCAGGUUCUUCGCAGGGCCCUAGUUUCCGACAUGUCUACAACCGGCUCUUUGGCCCUUCCUACCCCGGCGAAUAUGUACCGCCAGCAGACCAGUCACCUUACGGGACUUACGUGCUAUCUUACCCAGGAGUGGCUUUCUCCUUUCCUCUCCAGCACUCAGCUUGGUCUGAUCAGUGCGACUUCGUAGCCCUACUCUCCUCUUCCGCUGCAUUACCCGCGACAUCCAUGGCCAUUUUCCAAGGGCCCUCCUGGCCCGAGAUUCGAGCAAAGCUCUUCACGCAGCCACCUCAAUACCCACGGUUCUCUGCUGUGUCCAGCAAAACUCGAGAUUCCUUCGCAGACGAGGUGGAGGAGUUCCACAUCCUCGGUGCGGGCAAGUUAGAAGUAGUCCGGCGAACAAGCCUGCCGCUGCUGAUCAGCCUGGGAGAAACUACACCUCAGGAUCUGAUUGCAGAAUUUGGCCCACCAGAUGCCAUUUAUCGUAAACACGACCGUCGGAUCUCCAUUCACCGUGCUGCAGGAGUUGGUAACGACGCUCUGCAUUUGAGUCCACCAGCCCGGGGAAUGGAUAUUCCGGACACUGACCAUUCAUCCACCAACAGCAUAACGGACGAUUCGGAUGACGACUUUUCCCCUCACAGUAUUGGUGACCCCACUUCUCUACCAGCAGAAUGCUUCUUCAACUAUUUUCACCACGGCUUUGAUGCCUUUAUCUCAUACCCUACGACCCCCGGGCCAGCUUUCCCUGGUUCCGGGCUACCGGACCCGUCUACCCCGCUCCCUUCCACUCAACUUACUGUCACCAAGAUCAUCCUCCAUGGAAAUGUACCAGGCUCCUAUCCUUUCAACCGCCAUCGGCGGAGUCGGUGGAUGGUCCACCUGGAUCAGUCAGACUAUGGAUUCACGUCAGAGUCACCAUAUGACGAGAUAUCUGCGCAACUGCGUGAAACAUGGAAAGAUAAGUAUAACGGUACUCCAGAGGAACGCGCUAUGCAACGGCCCAUGGUAUUGAACCGGGGCUGGGGCGACAGUCCUGAAAAUAGUGUCGAGUUCCUCGGUGGCUGGGAAGAGACUACAGCCCGCGGGCCUCGAACGGGCCCAGACGGCCAUGAUGGUGGCCUGGGGAAUACUGAGCUCUUUGGCUAUCCAGGUCUCUUAUUCGAGGUCCUAAAGAAUGGUGCGGUGAGCUGCUUAACUGUUUACUAA
This is a messenger RNA of Penicillium chermesinum, 1512 nucleotides long. RefSeq names its product UPF0183 domain protein. Gene Ontology annotation, biological process: Golgi to plasma membrane protein transport. Gene Ontology annotation, cellular component: trans-Golgi network. Lineage: Eukaryota; Fungi; Ascomycota; Eurotiomycetes; Eurotiales; Aspergillaceae. The coding region runs from base 1 to 1512 and encodes 503 amino acids. The record is from RefSeq and is a predicted model, not a curated record. The transcript is spliced from 2 exons.